UUCAUUGGCUUUAGACGCAUGCACAUAGCUCCGCAUUCUGCACACUCUUGCAUACUUGUGUCCACCGGCAUGGCUUGACAGCAGCCGUCCUGUUAACUGUCUCCAGUUGGUAGACAGUAAACCAGGGACUGACUUGAGAGGAUGCUGGGGAGACUUGGCUAGUCUAAGACAAAUGAAAAUAUUUGAAUCAGGAGGGGUGGGCUUAUAAUUUGAUACGAGAUGGAGAGGGUCAGCUUGUUAUAAUAACGUUGGUUGAUACUGGGGCGGAUAACGGUUGGCUUGCUAUAACCGUGCCUGAGAUGGGAGGAAAGUGCAGCCGAGGGGGAGAGAAGAGGCCUGGAGGUUCCCAAGGCUUCUCUGUGCUCUGUUGCGAUCAGAAAAAGAGUUUUGAAGAGACACCCUUGGGUUUCUGCGAUAUCAAGGCACGGAGAAACAACCUGUGCUUUGGUACUCAGAAUCCUUCGUAUUUAGACAUGGCAUACUUUCCUGACAAUGAUCUACACAUGGCAGCAUGUGCGGGAGAUUUACCUUUUGUGCGACUGUACUUCACUCUGGGGAAGUACGAAGUCAAUCACAGAGACAAGGAGAAUAGGAAUGCCCUGCACUUUGCCUGUUUCUAUGGACAUCUAGAAAUGGUGAAUUACCUCUGGAGGCGUGGAUGUGAGAUCAAUGUGUGUGACAAACAUAACAUCACACCACUGAUGAAGGCUGUCCAAAGCUGGGAAGAGGAUAUCGUGUGUUAUCUGCUAGAGCGUCAUGCUAACCUGCACAUUAAAGACAGCAGUGGUAACACUGCUCUCCACUAUGCAGUGUAUGGUGGGACACCAACAAUGGCUGCCAGGCUUCUACAGUAUGGAGCAAAUAUUGAGGAAAGAACCAAAGAUAACCUCACACCACUAUUGCUUGCUCUCAGGGAAAACAGACUGAAGAUGGCACAAUUUUUAGUAAAGAUGGAAGCAAGUGUACAUGCAGUUGAUUCUCAGAGAAGAAAUUCUCUCAUGUAUGCUGUAAGAUGUGAUUCUUCAGUUAUGGUCAACCUUCUUCUUCAACAAGGUGUUGACAUGAAUUUUAAAGAUUUGUUUGGAUGGACUGCUUUACGCUACGCUGUUGAAGGUGAUCGGGAGGUGAGGACAAUGCUUUUGGAGUAUGAGUAUAACCUAAUACAAAGCUUAAGAGAGAAGAACUCAGGCCUACCAACAAAGCUGGUGCUGGGACAGCCUCACCUACAGCCACCAAGGUUUGUAAUGUUAUUCCUGGGAAAAUCCUUUGAGAAUCUUGGAAAAUGUACUUUGGUCAUAUUCACCUCCUUCCCCAACUCACCUCAGACCCGCCACCACUUCACUAAUCAUCCAACUUCAGGUCCUCUAAAAAACCAAAGAACCCCCAACACCACCCCAUCAAGUACAGUUGAUACUGUGCAGAUACUCUUGGAUGUGGCCUUUCAUUUGUAA
Messenger RNA from Phodopus roborovskii (desert hamster), 1451 nucleotides. RefSeq names its product putative ankyrin repeat domain-containing protein 19. Lineage: Eukaryota; Metazoa; Chordata; Mammalia; Rodentia; Cricetidae. Bases 300 to 1451 code for a protein of 383 amino acids. The transcript has 8 exons. Gene Ontology annotation, molecular function: protein binding. The record is from RefSeq and is a predicted model, not a curated record.